UUAAUUCGGACCAAAGGAUUCAGUCUGAAGAAAACCCCAAGCCUUCGUCAUCCCCAAUUCUCUGCAACUCAAAUGGAUCUCCAAUGGAUUCCUCAAACCCUGCUUCCUCCAACGCCACGCCGACGACCGCCGUAGAAUGUGUUGCGGUUGCUAAUCCUUUCCAUCUCUAAUUGAACCAAAUCAAUGGCGCUUGAUCAGCAUAUGUUCGAAGCUUUAAGCCCUUCUCGUUUCAUAUCGUUUUCUUUCCCUCAUCCAUUUCACUCUCAUUCUUCUCUCCGACUUGCCGUGCUCGAUUCACCCAUCCAAUUCACCGAUUCCCCUUCUGUGGCCGUGAUGUUCGUUCCGUUCGGCCUUGAAACGGACUGGAUUUUUUCCACUGAAUCUGGACACUAUCAGCUUCUCUACGAUUCUCCUGGAAUUUCGCGCCUCAUUCUAGUCGGUAAUCAAGAACCGAUGGUGGCCGAUGAUUCGCUUUCCGUUUACCAUCGUUUGUCGGACGAGGAUUCGGCUAAAUCGUCCGAGAGUCGACUGGUGGUGAGUUUACAGCCGCUUUUUCUUGCUUUAUUUCCCAAAUCAUGUUUCAAAUAUGGAAUUCCUGAAGUACCGAUUCUUAGUUUCGUCGAUGAUGUGAUAUGUAGAGUAGUUUUAGAGAGAUGCAUCGGUUCUUCCGUUGGUGAAUUUCUGAUUGAGAAUGUGGAAAUCGAGAGAGAAUCGGGGAAGGAAAUAUUUGAAACUAGGGAAUUUAGGAGACGUUUACGGUUCAAGAGGAUGCCGAACCUGAUUCAAACAGAAAUUCGUAUAAUUCCUGCUGCUAGUCUUAGUCUAGAUGGCGUUGAAAUUCAAAACAUCGAGUUCAAACCAGAUACUAGGGUUCUAGUUCAUCCUUACUUACCUCCAAUGGCGGCAAGCCUUUCAUUAAUUGCUUCCUCCAUUGAUGAACAGAUUCAAACUGGUCAUAGACCGAAAGCCCUGUGUAUUGGAGUUGGGGGUGGGGCUCUGCUCACCUUCCUUGCAACCCAUUUGGAUUUUAAAGUUGAGGGUGUGGAACUGGACAUGGAGGUUCUCAGGGUUGCACAGCAGUAUUUUGGAUUAGUAGAGAACGAAUUUCUUCACAUCUCCAUUGGAGACGCCACCGAAUUUCUUGAAAAUGCUUCAAAGUCGAAUAAGAAGCGCAAGUGUGGAUCCUUUGGUGUUCACAAGUCUUCCGAGUAUGAUGUGAUCAUGGUUGACUUGGAUUCAAGUGAUGCUCGAAACGGCAUUGGUGCUCCACCAUUGGGGUUCGUUGAGAGAGAUGUUCUUUUGAGUGCUAGAUCAAUUCUUUCUGAACAUGGGAUUCUUGUAAUGAAUGUGAUUCCUCUCGACAAGUUGUUCUUUGAGACAUUGCUAGAUAAAUUCAGAUCAGUUUUUGAUGAUUUGUUCCGGAUAGACGUUGAUAAUGGUGAAAACUUUGUUGUUAUUGCAUCUGUCAGUCCAAUCAGGUCUUUGCCUCAUGGUACAAAGAACAAGAUGAACAGCUUUUUGUCCAGAUUGAGAGUACUCCUCUCAGGAGCAUACAUGGACUCCAUUAAAAGGAUAUGAACUUGCUUGGUAUUUGAUGUGAAUCAUACUGAAUAUGGGCUUGCAAUCCCUGGAUAAUGAUUGCAAGCUUGAAAAACUCAUUCAUGUUUUUCUUUUUCGUACUUUUUUGAUCAAAGAGCUUGUUAUCUACAUCGACCCAGAACCUGAAUGUUGGCGAGUUCAGAGUUUGUCGGGCAACGAUAGAAGAGUUCAUACGGAUAUUGAGUCUUAUUAGAGACUUUAUUUUGUGAUUGAUUUGUUCAUAAAUGACCCAAUUUUUGGUUGUUGGAUUUGUAUUGUAGCUUCAUUCUUGUGAGGGAAAUGAAAAUGGUAUUGUUUUAGCCCA
This is a messenger RNA of Cucurbita moschata (crookneck pumpkin), 1903 nucleotides long. Its product is annotated as methyltransferase-like protein 13. The coding region runs from base 184 to 1578 and encodes 464 amino acids. The transcript has a single exon. Lineage: Eukaryota; Viridiplantae; Streptophyta; Magnoliopsida; Cucurbitales; Cucurbitaceae. The record is from RefSeq and is a predicted model, not a curated record. Gene Ontology annotation, biological process: polyamine biosynthetic process.